CCCACGUGACUUCCUCACACCCUCACUGCCAUGGCUUCCACCCCAAGCUACUUGUGAGCCAGCCACCAACCAUGGGCGAGCAGAGUCAGCGCAGGCCCAGCAGCACAGCCCAGAUCCCGAGAGAGCGGCCCGAGGAGGGCGAGGCCUGCCGCCGGGCCCCGACAUGGGCCCCCACUUCCUGCAGCUGCCCGAGGAGCUGCUCCUGCUCAUCCUCGCCUACCUGGACGGCCAGGCCCUGGGGCGGCUGGGGCAGGCCUGCCGGCGGCUGUGUGCCCUGGCCGGCAGGGAUGCCCUGUGGCGGAGGAUAGCCAGAAAGUGCCUUAACAGCGGCUUCCUGCAGCAGGGGACCGACGCGUUUCCUGGAAUUUCAGUGAAGGAAAGAGUACGGGUUUCACAAAACUGGAAAAAUGGACGUUGCCGACGCGAUAUACUUCUCAAAUGGAAACGCAAUUUAAUGCCGUGGCUGCAAAUCAGUGGUGAUAUAUUGUACCUAUCUCAGGCAGAAGAAAUCAGGGCAUACCAACUGCGCCCUAAUAACAAUGGCUUGCACAGAAGACCCUUUACUGUGUUUUUGGGCCACCAGGAAGAUGUGUGUCGAUUUGUUAUCAGCAAUUCUCAUGUCAUCAGUGGAGGAGGGGAUGGGAAGAUUGCCCUCCAUAAAAUUCACAGUCCUACCAGUAUCCUGUUCACAGCUCACGAGCAGGACGUGAACUGCGUUGAUGGCCGUGGAGGAAUUCUAGUGAGUGGCUCCAGGGAUCGUACCACACGGGUGUGGUCUCUAGCAUCUAACAGACUUGGGCAGUGCCUACACACCAUUCAGACGGAAGACCGAGUUUGGUCAAUUGCCAUUAAUCCUCUUUUAAGUUCCUUCGUUACCGGGACAGCUUGUUGCGGCCAUAUAUCACCACUCAGGAUUUGGGACUUACAGAGCGGACAGCUGAUGACCUGCCUUGGAACAGAUUUCAGAAGAGGUGCUGGGGUGCUGGAUGUCUGUUACGAGACCCCAAAUACUUUGUUAUCCUGUGGAUAUGACACAUAUAUAAGAUACUGGGACAUCAGAACUAGCACACGGCGGUGUGUGAAGGAGUGGGAAGAGCCUCAUGACAGUGCCCUGUACUGCAUGCAAAGUGAUGGGAACUACAUGAUAGCCAGUGGAUCUUCCUACUAUGGUGUUGUACGGUUGUGGGACAAAAGGAUGAACCACUGUUUACAAUCAUUUUCUUUGUCGUCUCCCACAAGUAGCCCUGUGUAUUGUCUCCGAUUCAGCACCACUCACCUGUACGCCGCCCUGGCUUCAUCACUGCACGUUCUGGACUUCAGCAACCCUGACUCUUGUUUCACCACCUUCUAGAAUAGACCUCUUACUACAAUGCCAGUAGGGUCACCACGGUACUCUGCAUAGAGAUAAAGGUCCGUUACUGCAAUGUUCAAUUGUUAUCUUCUUAAAAGAGCAAUUGUCAUGCAAGUGAUGGCCUCUCUAUAAACAUAACCUUUCAUCUCUGCAGUCUGCUAGCCAAAUUCUAAGCAAACAUAUAGAUAAACUGUUAUUUCAUAUUGAUAAUUGUAGCCUAUACCUAUAUGCCAUCAUCAAAUAUCAAUUAGAUAUAUGAACCCCUUUGCACAUUGUAUGAGGCUCACAUCACAAUCCCAUAAUGCUACUGGCAAGGCUAUUUACUAACGUGAGAAUUAAAAGUGAGUUUCAAAGUUAAGGAAAAAGUAACAUAGCUUAGAGAAUGUUACCAGUUCUGCUAUUAGGGCAUUACAUUUGCAAUUCACUUUAAAUUCUUACCUUAAUAAAUGGCCCUGUGAGUAUACAGAUUUUGUGAUUGGACUGCGAUCAUUGCAAGGGGCUGGUGACUGUUCAUAUUAAUUCUAUUGCUCUUCAGAUGGGGCAGUAUUUUCAGUAUAAAAUAUCCUGCCCAGUAUCCUUGAUCCUUAUGGCUCCAAGCCCUUUAUCAACACAGAUAAAGUGGGCAGGCUUGACGCAAGGGACAUGACAUAGUAAGUUUUAACUAUGUUUUCACAUUUUGCCAUUUUCUGACAACGCACCUGCUUUUUUGUAACUUUUGUACAAAGGAACUAAUUAUGCUAAAUGAAUGACAGUACCUAUGAACGUUACCUUACAUUGUAUUUAGAUUUGAACAUUUACCUUUCAUUCUCGGUUAUUUAAAUAACAACAUUUUAUUGCUGGCUGGCGAACAUGGUUCCCAUGACCAUACUUCAAGCUAAGGACCAUGAAAAUCAAAGUUGAUGAGCAGGUGGUAAGGAGCGAGUUACCUGCACCUGACAGAGACAGAUUUGCCUGUGAGCAGAAGCUUUUGGCCAAUACCCUGUGCCCAAUGUUUAAAGCCUUAAAAUACUACUGAAACAUCCAAUGUAUGGUGUACAAUAUUGAAUAAUAAACAUCAUUUCAUAUUAGAAUAUUUCUUUAAA
Pelobates fuscus (common spadefoot toad) is the source of this 2433-nucleotide messenger RNA. It is a transcript of the gene FBXW4, whose product is annotated as F-box and WD repeat domain containing 4. Bases 164 to 1351 code for a protein of 395 amino acids. The record is from RefSeq and is a predicted model, not a curated record. NCBI's taxonomy places the organism in Eukaryota, Metazoa, Chordata, Amphibia, Anura, Pelobatidae. Gene Ontology annotation, cellular component: SCF ubiquitin ligase complex. The transcript has 9 exons. Gene Ontology annotation, biological process: SCF-dependent proteasomal ubiquitin-dependent protein catabolic process. Gene Ontology annotation, molecular function: protein binding.